Molecule: messenger RNA, 1472 nt
Organism: Ostrea edulis (European flat oyster)
Lineage: Eukaryota; Metazoa; Mollusca; Bivalvia; Ostreida; Ostreidae
Exons: 3
Coding region: 665-1453 (262 amino acids)
Source: RefSeq, a predicted model, not a curated record
UAGAGAUUCUGGUGUUUACGACUAUCGCACUGGGAUAGAGAUUCUUCUGUCUACUGUUAUUAUGGGAUAGAGAUUCUUAUGUUUACUAUUAUCAUUCUAUGAAAGAUAUUCUGGUGUUUACGACUUUCGAAAUGUGAUAGAUUUUCAUGUUUACUAUUAUCGCACUGUGCUACAGAUUCUGAUGUUUACGACUAUCGUACUGUGAUAGAGAUUCUAAUGUUUACGACUAUCGUACUGUGAUAGAUAUUCUGAUAUUUACGACUAUCGUACUGUUAUAGAGAUUCUGAUGUUUACGACUAUCGUACUGUGAUAGAGAUUCUGGUGUUUACGACUUUCGUAUUGGGAUAGAGAUUCUGAUGUUUACGACUAUCGAACUGUGAUAGAGAUUGUGUUGUUUAUUAUUACUGUACUGUGGUAGAGAUGAUAUAGCUGUUGAUUAUUCCUUUUGUGCUGUGAUGGAGAUUAAUAUGUUUACUGUUUUAGAGAUUUGGUAGUGUUUAGAGAUUUGGUAGCAAGGCGAACCUGUCUAGGAGCUUGAUCAAUCCGAUGUAUUCCCGUAAACGACCAGCACCUAACCUAAUAAACGAUAGGCGAGCUCACACGACACCAAGGAAGGGACUUACGGCAUCAUUCUUAUGUGAACAAAUUCCUAUCAUAUAGGAGAAUGUCAUCAUUUUUCAACUGGUUGUGCUUCCCAAAUCGCCAUACACGAUCAAAAAAGAAAUGGCUAAGGAACCCGGAUGAUGAUCAAGCAUUUGCUUCCGUUAAGAAACAAAAGAGGAAACUGAACAACAGAAUUCCGCAACAAGCGGACUACAUACGUAAACAGCCUUCGUUCAGUGAUCGCGAGCGGAGCUUACCCUACACAAAUGAACAAAAAUCGGUAGACUCUUCCAUCCCUAACAAACGAAGAAGAGUUCAGGAUAUAUUUAAUCUACAGAAUUCGGAACAUUCUGAGAUCACACCUAGUCACAAUUUUGAAAAAGGAUACAGAAGAAAUAACAGGACAAUUACAGACUUUGGAAGUGAGUACACACCGAAGAUGUAUACGCAUGCGUACACUCCUCACGGAAACAGGACUGAAAGCAUGUAUGGAUAUGUUCCUAAAGUAGUGCAAACAUGUAGUGCAUCGAACGCUUUAGAAGGGAAUAGAGGGGAUGAUUUUUUCUCACAUUUUCACAGAGAAAAUUCUCUGCAUCGGUUUGGGAAAAUGAACCUAAAGAACCGCACAAACUUCAAUCCUCUAGUGUCUACGUUUACAAAUUCCCAAAGUCAGACCUCUAGCUCAGCUGCUGAUAAAGUGUCUCUGAUCGAGAGUGAGGAAGUCUCCCACGUGGAGGACACAGGCAUGAAGGGAAAUGGACUUUAUUGUGACAUGUCAUCACGUGUUAAUUCUAUACUGGAUGCUAGUUUUGACUCAAUGUGGAAUAGCAAUGGAGAAGUUUUAUAUUAAUAAAAUUCACCCAAUAUUC